This is a messenger RNA of Spea bombifrons (plains spadefoot toad), 1950 nucleotides long. RefSeq names its product dynein axonemal intermediate chain 2 (gene DNAI2). Gene Ontology annotation, cellular component: outer dynein arm. Gene Ontology annotation, biological process: outer dynein arm assembly; cilium movement. Lineage: Eukaryota; Metazoa; Chordata; Amphibia; Anura; Pelobatidae. Gene Ontology annotation, molecular function: dynein light chain binding; dynein heavy chain binding. The coding region runs from base 29 to 1807 and encodes 592 amino acids. The transcript is spliced from 14 exons. The record is from RefSeq and is a predicted model, not a curated record.
CCGGGUACCGGAGACAGCUCGAGGAAACAUGGAGAUUGUUUACGUGUACACGAGAAAACGAAGCGAAUUUGGCCGUCAGUGCAACUUCUCGGACCGUCCGGCAGAGCUACACGUGGACAUACUGCCUGACCCCACGCAGGCGUCACACUUUAUAGAGAGGAACCCUUGUGACGUAGCUAUCCAAUGUGCCCACGAGAUGUCUGAACACGAGGUCAACACGGAGCGGUUCGAGAUGGAAGCUCGUGGGAUAAACCACGUGGAGGGCGGAUGGCCAAAAGAUAUAAAUCCUCAAGAAAUGGAGCAGACCAUUCGAUACAGGAAGAAAGUGGAGAAAGAUGAUCACUAUAUAACCACAAUAACCCAGCUAGGAAGUGUGAUGGAACACUGCAUCAAACAGAAUAACGCCAUCAAUAUAUACGAGGAGUACUUUGAAGAUGAAGAGGAACUAGAAGGGAUGGAUGAAGCUCCCUCAGCCAAGACUAUAAACGUCUUCAGAGAUCCGAAUGAAAUUAAGCGGACGGCCACACACCUCUCGUGGCAUCCAGAUGGAGGAAGGAAGUUGGCCGUGGCGUAUUCGUCCCUUGAGUUCCAGCGAGCCUCCAAAGACAUGAGCUACGACUCGUACAUCUGGGAUAUGGAAAAUCCAAACAAGCCAGAACUCACUCUGAAACCUGUCUCCCCGCUUGUGAGUUUGGAAUACAACCCCAAAGACUCUCACAUCUUGGUUGGUGGUUGCUACAAUGGACAGAUAAUGUAUUGGGAUACCCGGAAGGGUGGGCAUCCUGUGGAAAUGUCUGUCAUCGAACAUAGCCACAGGGACCCCGUCUACAAGGUUAUCUGGCUCCAAUCAAAAACCGGCACAGAGUGUUUCUCAGCUUCUACAGAUGGCCAGGUCUUGUGGUGGGACAUCAGAAAAAUGAGCGAGCCCACUGAGAGGCUGGUCCUAGACAUCACCAAGAAAGGGAACCUAGAUAUUGCUUUGGGAGCCAUCUCUCUGGAGUUUGAGCCCACUAUGCCGACCAAGUUCAUGGUUGGAACCGAGCAGGGAAUGGUAAUUUCCUGUAACCGAAAGGCCAAGACACCAGCUGAAAAGAUUGUAUGUACAUACAGUGGGCAUCACGGCCCUAUAUACUCCGUGCAGAGGAACCCCUUUUUCCCCAAAAACUUCCUGACAGUUGGGGACUGGACAGCUAGAAUCUGGUCAGAAGACUCCCGAGAAUCAUCCAUCAUGUGGACAAAAUAUCACAUGAGUUACUUAACAGAUGCUUCGUGGAGCCCAACGCGACCAACAGUCUUCCUUACCACCAAAAUGGACGGUACCCUCGACGUAUGGGAUUACCUGUUUAAGCAGAACAACCCAUCUCUGAGUCUGAAGGUAUGUGAUGAGCCUCUCUACAGCCUCCGCCUUCAAGAUAACGGACGAUUUGUGGCCUGUGGCUCUAAAAUGGGGCUCACAACACUGCUGGAGCUGUCGCCGGGGCUUUACACAAUGCAGAGGAAUGAGAAAAAUCUUGCCACGGCUAUGUUCGAACGGGAAACAAAACGAGAGAAGAUCCUGGAGGCACGGCACCGCGAGAUGCGGCUGAAGGAACGUAGCAAGGCUGAGCCAGGCAAGGAAGACGAAGCCAAAGAAGACAACCUGGAGGAGAACACAGAGGAGCUGAUCGCCAAAGCAGAGAAAGAGUUCUUUGAAAUAAUAGAGGCAGAACACAAACGUCAAGAGAAGGAGGACAACAAGCAGCAAGAAGAAGGACAAGAGGAAAAAGAAGUUUCAGAAGAAAAGGAUGUAAUUACACAAAAGGAUUAAACAGCCUGAUUUGCGGUGUCAGAGGAGAACAGGAUAAAUGUUACGCUAUAAUUUAUUUUGUUUACCUUGCUGUAUCUUUCUUUUUUUCCCAGUUGUUUUGUAAAUAAUAAUAAUAAAAUAAAUACUUUAUUGCAAAACAACAA